This is a messenger RNA of Cutaneotrichosporon cavernicola, 615 nucleotides long. RefSeq lists its product as uncharacterized. The record is from RefSeq and is a predicted model, not a curated record. The coding region runs from base 1 to 615 and encodes 204 amino acids. Lineage: Eukaryota; Fungi; Basidiomycota; Tremellomycetes; Trichosporonales; Trichosporonaceae. Gene Ontology annotation, biological process: reciprocal meiotic recombination. Gene Ontology annotation, cellular component: nucleus. Gene Ontology annotation, molecular function: double-stranded DNA binding. The transcript is spliced from 11 exons.
AUGUCCAAGCGUGGCCUCUCUCGCGAGGAGAAGCGUACUCGACUGGUUGAGAUCUUCCACGAGAGUGCCGAGUUCUACACACUCAAAGAGCUCGAGAAGAUUGCGCCGAAGCAGAAGGGGAUCGUCCAGCAGAGUGUCAAGGAAAUCCUCGACGAGCUCGUUUCAGACGGCCUCGUCACCUUCGACAAGAUUGGAACGAGCAACUACUUCUGGGCGUUUCCCAGCACGGCAGGAGCCACUAAACAAGCCGCGUUGGACAAGGCAAACGCCGAGGCUGAGGCUGUUGAAGCAUCCAUCGUCUCCACCCAGGCGCUCAUCAAGGCCGCCGCCAAGGGUCGUGAGGAUACACCCGAUCGCCAGAAGCUCCUCGCCAAGCUCACGAUGAUACGCGAGGAGAGCGACAAGCUCAAGAGUGAGCUUGGUGCUUACGGCGCCGCAGACCCCGUCCGCUACGCGCGCAAGAAGGAUGCUACUGAGAUCGCCAAAGCCGCUGCCCAGCGUUGGACAGAGAAUACAAUGAUCCUCUGGAGCCUGGCCAAGAACGCCGCUCCCGACUGGGACGAGUCGGGCAUGCGCUCGACACUCGGCAUCAAUGAGACGUGGGAGGACAUUUAG